AUGCCCAGCGACACCCUUCCGAUCAAGCUGUCACAAGACAGCCUCUUCUUCCCCUUGCCCUUCACGAACGCCACCAUCGAUAAUGUCGUGCAGGUGAAGAACAUGCUGCCGGUCGUGCAAGGCGACCCGAAGGCGAACGUCAUCUCGUUCAAGAUCCUGAGCCGGGUUCAGAACAGGUACUCUGUUCACCCCCCUGUCGGCUUCAUUGGCGCUGGCGAGCAUGCCACGAUUAUCUUCUCCUUCAACCCCGAGCAUGUGAAGAUGACCAAGAACCCGGAGGAGCGCGAGCUGCCAACAGAGGCGACAAAGGAUGCUAUCCACGUCGACUUCGCGGUCGUUGACGCGCAGUCGGUGCAGACGGCGCUGGUGCAUUGGGCUCCUGGCAGCAAGGAGGCGAAGGCGUCGCGGGAGGUCGUAGCCGAUGCUUCGCGGUUUUGGAAGCAGCGCGGGCAGGUAAAGAAAAACUCACCGAUCGCGAUGCGCUACAAGCUCCGGUGCGUCUUCGCGACGCGCAACAACGUUCCAGACAGCCUUGUAAUGUGCAUGAAGGAGGAAGGCGGCACUUGCAAGCCAAUCGCGGACGGCGCAGCCCCGCUGCCGAGGACUCGUCCUCCCGUGACAUCGUCGACGCAGCCGCAGAACAAAGCCCCUCCGGAGGCGCCGCCGCACCGCUACUCUGAGAGUCAAACCACCACACCGGCUACGCGGUCCCCGCACAGCGAUGCCUGCUACACACCGUGUGCAACAGGUUCCCCGAGCAUCUUUGCAGCGAGGCUGAGUGAGGCUGCGGGCGCGUCGGCGCCGUCCGCCUCUCCACCAUCUUCGGCACCAACACAGAAGCCGAGGACUUCCGCCGGGUCUACUUGUGGCGACAUCACGCUGAAGAGCAUCACGGAGCAAGUAAUGCACUACAAGCUCUCCUACAGGGCGGUGGGUGUGCUCCUGUUUCUCACGCUGCUAUGCGGCCUGCUGGAUCAGUCCAACCUCCUGACGUGGCUCAUUGCAAAACACUAG
Molecule: messenger RNA, 1014 nt
Organism: Leishmania mexicana MHOM/GT/2001/U1103
Lineage: Eukaryota; Euglenozoa; Kinetoplastea; Trypanosomatida; Trypanosomatidae
Exons: 1
Coding region: 1-1014 (337 amino acids)
Biological process (GO): SRP-dependent cotranslational protein targeting to membrane
Molecular function (GO): GTP binding
Source: RefSeq, a predicted model, not a curated record